Phalaenopsis equestris is the source of this 822-nucleotide messenger RNA. RefSeq lists its product as uncharacterized. The record is from RefSeq and is a predicted model, not a curated record. NCBI's taxonomy places the organism in Eukaryota, Viridiplantae, Streptophyta, Magnoliopsida, Asparagales, Orchidaceae. The transcript is spliced from 2 exons. The coding region runs from base 59 to 508 and encodes 149 amino acids.
GGUAAGAAAAAGAUUGAAUCCCUUCGACAGAACUAAUGAAAGAUUGAUUUAGCCGAAAAUGGUAAGAAAUGCAGAUGGAAGGAGAGGAGGCGAAGUAAAGAAAUGGAAGAGUUACAAAAUCUUCCGAGAGAAGCGUUGCCAAACGAGCUAUCUACGUUCUCUCUCUCUACGACCGAACGGACUACGGAGGCGAGGCGUGCUUUCAAUCGAGCUCUUACAGACUUUCAAAUCCCGUUUCUCCUCCGCUCAGCUUGAAAUUAGAUUUUCGGGAUUCAGACAAAUUCAAGCGCGCAAGAUGCUUGAUCUUAUGCCAGAGAGGAGCAAAAGAAAACACUUAGGAGAUCAUGCAGGAAGAAUUGAAUUUCAUAAAGACCUACCACUAGCGCCUAAACGCUAUAUUGGGAAUUUUUCCAAUAGAUUUCCCAAGAGUAAGGUGUUGUAUGACCAGACCACAAUGCCACAACUCCAAUUUCCAAAGAAACAUGGUGCAAUUAAAAAGGAUCAAUGAAACAAAAUUUAGAGAUCAGAGCACAUCUGAUUGCCGCAUCGCUACACCCUGAGCGCUGUGGCGCAAGGACUCAACUAGAAUAGUUAUUCAAUUUCAAAGCAAAAAUUGAGGUGCGGGAAGGGUAGUUAAAGAGGCUGAUAGGGCUUAAACAAAAGAGAGUGUAUUGAGAGUGUUGGAGUUUUUGUGUGUGUGAGAGUGAGUGUAUUGUGUGUGAGAGGGAGUUUGGGGUUAUUUAACCAAGAAGAGAAAGCGAAAGUGCAAGGAAAAGGCGGGAAGCAAGGCAAAAGGUUUGCGAGAAGACUUCACCAGAGAAA